Molecule: messenger RNA, 2049 nt
Organism: Neoarius graeffei (lesser salmon catfish)
Lineage: Eukaryota; Metazoa; Chordata; Actinopteri; Siluriformes; Ariidae
Gene: sfxn5a
Product: sideroflexin 5a
Exons: 14
Coding region: 67-1044 (325 amino acids)
Biological process (GO): citrate transport; mitochondrial transmembrane transport; monoatomic ion transport
Cellular component (GO): mitochondrial inner membrane
Molecular function (GO): monoatomic ion transmembrane transporter activity; citrate transmembrane transporter activity
Source: RefSeq, a predicted model, not a curated record
AGAGAGAGACUGAGUGCACUUCAGCACAAACUUUGCUGACUGUGACUGCAUGGGGUUUGGUCCACUAUGUCCGAGUGCACACUGUAUCCUCAGUUUAGACUUGGAGAGUCGCGGUUUGAUCAGGGGUCCUUUUAUGGGAGGUUAAGACAUUUCCUGGAUGUGAUUGACCCUCGCAUGCUCUUUGUAUCAGAGAGUCGUCUGAAUGAAAGUGUGAAACUCUUAGAACAAUUUAAAGAAUGCACUCUUCCUGCAAGUGUGACAAAUGCACAGCUUUGGGAGGCUCAGAAGGUAAAACAGGCCAUCUUCCAUCCAGACACUGGAGAGAAGAUCCCCAUGCCCUUUCGCAUGUCAGGUUAUAUCCCCUUUGGUACACCAGUGGUUGUGGGUCUCCUACUUCCCAAUCAGACCCUGGCCUCGACUAUUUUCUGGCAGUGGCUGAACCAAAGCCAUAAUGCUUGUGUGAACUACUGCAAUCGCAACGCAUCUAAGUCUACAGGGAUGUCACAAUUCUUCCAGGGAUACUUGGGUGCAGUCAGCAGUGCAGUUACCAUCGCAGUGGGACUGAAUGUUCUGAUUCGAAAAGCUGAGCAUUUCAGCCCAGCCACAUGGCUUCUGGUCCAAAGGUUCAUCCCUUUUCCUGCUGUUGCGAGUGCCAAUGUGUGUAAUGUGUUGCUGAUGCGUCAUAGUGAGCUGUCUGAAGGCAUCAGUGUGUUGGAUGAGCACGGUAACAUAGUGGCCACCUCUAAGCUGGCAGCCAGGCGUGCUGUGUUGGAGACAGCGGUGACCCGUGUAGUCCUGCCCAUGCCUAUCCUGGUGCUGCCACCCAUGCUGAUGGCUAUGCUGGAGAGACUCCCCUUACUGAAGACACACCCUCGCCUUGUGCUGCCUGUACACAGCUUGGUGUGUCUCUGUGCAUUCGGCCUGGCUCUGCCCCUUGCCAUCAGUCUGUUCCCCCAGAAUAGUCAGAUUCAUGUAUCUCAGCUUGAGCCAGAGAUCUCUGCAGCAAUUGAAUGCAAGUUCCUGACCUACAACAAAGGCCUUUAACCAGUUUGGCACUUGCAAUAAACGACUCGGGAGUCUUUCGUAACAUGAGUCAGAUGUGUGUAUGUGUAUUUUAGAACCAUUUGCACACCGUGACAGGUGCAUUCACACACCAGCACUAAUCACUUGCCUUCUCUGCAAUCAAGUGUCUCCUUGGGUAGUCAAGAACAUUACUGCCAAAUCACCAUGAAAUUAACAUCAGAAUGACAGAAAAAGUACCUUAAUUUUUUCAAUUGUAGCUGUUUGUAAGGCUACAUCCACACGACAACGGCAACGAGAUUUAAAAAAAAUAUAUCGCGUCCACAUGGGCAACGGAUCAGUAAAAUAUCAGGUCCAUAUGGCAACGCAGCGCUUGCUGAAAACGAUGCAAUACACAUGCCACACCUCUAGGUGCGCUGUAAGACGGUCCCAUCGGAGACACCACAACAAUAGAAGAAGUAAGGACGCAUGCGCAUAAACUAUUAUGCGCGAGACUUCAUAUUAGCCACAAAGUCAGAAAAAUCUGUUCGUAAAAUUACGUUAGAAUGACCAAAUAAAUGAAAAGUAUUUUUCCAGUCUCACCUGUGAAAGGUAAUCCCAUGUGAUCUCGUUUGGAUGGCAAACCUGUUGGUACAGUUAAACGCAGCACAUGAAUGAGGCAUCUUUAUUCUCCGCUUUGACCCAUCCAAUAUGGCGGCGAGGAUGACGUAUGAUUCUAUGCGGAAGGCGGCGUCUUUAAUGGUCCGGAAUAAAUUGAAUGCUACACGUUGAUGGAUUAAUUUGUUCUUCUACGCCCUUUUUGAGGAAUGUAUUGUAGGACUUAAACCAACAUCUGAAGAGGUGAGAUCGCUCCUUUUUUUCCCUAUUUUUGCUGGCGGGAUUGACUCUCACUCACUCUCUCUCUCUCUCUCUCUCUCUCUCACUUUGCACCAUUACACAAUAUUCACAGUGAAAAUAUUUUGUAAGCGCAUUUCAUGAACCAAGUUAUAGGAUUUGUUGACAACUCGCAUCGAGUUCGUUACACUUCUA